UCUAUAUCCCACAACCUAGAUACCAGAUCACAGUGUAGGAAGAAUCAGUCGACCCCACAUCCACAUCGACUCGGAUCGGGAUCAAGUCUGACUCUACCGGAAUCGGGAUCGUUGUGGCGCGUCAUCUUUCAGCUCGACCUCGCAAUUGCAUUACAAGCUCAAGGUCUAGAGGACGAGGAAAACAAAUACACAGACAGCAAGAGAAUGCGACCCACCUCUUAAGAGGUUGACGCCUUAGCUCUAUCAUCGAGAAUCCACUUCUAUCCUAUUCGUAAGAGACAGCCUGGACCUCAACGGGUCUCGGGAAAGGAGCUUGGCAGAACGAUCCGGUAGUCCCACAUCAACCUCGCCAAGAUCGUUACUAUCAGCACUGUUUGAAUAAGAAGGAGAGGAGGAUAUUUCAGAACAGCAAAAGGACUUAGAAACAGCCGAGAUCAUGUCUUCCUCGGAUCAACCUCGUUCUCAGCAUCGACCGGGCGAGGUUGCGGCUACUAGUCCUAGUGAUGAUGCUGGGACUGGCGAUCCAGGUGAUGCCGCUUUCCCCCCGGCCGGUGUAGGUGCAGGUCCAAGAGGAUCCGGCAGAUCGAUCGGAUCAAACUUGGGGGGAGGACCUUCGUCCCCGGGUCACGGGUUCAGGUUGGACGAACCGUCGGGAGAUAGAGGUGGUUCGCCUAGCGAGUCGAUGAGCAUCAAGUCGGAGCUUGGCUCAUCGAGACGCCCCUCGCCGUCCUCUUCCGCGCGAUCGAGUUUCUCGCAACAUACACCGCCAGCACCUCCGGUGGGCUAUAAUCCUCCUCCAGCGGCGCAUCCGUUGUCGCCGCCCUCGCCUGUCGCCAAGCUUUCUCCGUUCACGCCGGGUGAGCCGUUUGGUAGCAACAUCGCUGCAAGUGGAAACGAGCUCGGAGGCGCGUUCAGCUGGGUAGGACCAGGGACGCAGGACAUGUCGAGGAGAUCUUCUUCUGGUCAAGGGUCUCCGGGUGUUUCAGAGGAGGGCGUCAGUCCGAGUGCGAGUUACAUCUACUCGCCUGGUGGGGCGUUGGGAGGUAGCAUGAAGGGAACGCCGCCGACUACGAGGAAAUCGUCUGCCGGAUCCAACAACAGCGCUUCGGCGGCGGGUCGUGGGAACGCUUCGACGACGGGGGCGAACCGAUCGAACGCUUCCUCACCACAUUCCUCCGUCUCCUCGAUCGCCGGCCUGCCAGGUAGACGAGUCAGCGGAGGAAGCCCAGGAGUCGCAGGGUCGAUGGUCAGAUCGGGGUCGAGCCCGAUCGUACCCGUCCAAGAAUCGAUAGAUAGCGUCGGGAUGAGGAUGAGCCCUAUAAUGAAGACGGCGACGACCAUGACUACGCACCACCAUCAGCAGCAUCAGCAACAGGGUCAUGUUCAGCAUAUGUCACAGGAUUCGGGAACCGCAGAGCGGGAGAAAGCUUCGGACCAGUUGAAAUCGGCCAGGGAGGUCUUGAACGUCGGAAGGGCGAACAGUAAUAUGGCCAACAGCGGUCAAUCGGACAGGGAGAACGAGGCGCGAGGUAGUGCUUCUUCACAAGGGUCGACAUCAUCGACCGCGGAUAGCUGGAAUGAAGGUGCGGUACAAAAGGCUCAGGGCUCGAUAAUGUCCAUCCCUCAGCAACCAUCACCAGGUUCGAUGAGGAGGUCGUCCUCGGAUGACGGGAGGUCGGCACUUAGUCCGAUCAGGAGUCAUCAGCAGAGGCGGGAGAGCUCAUCAUCUUCGUCAUCAUCCUCACGCCCCGGAUCUUCGCCUUUGGAUACUUUCGUUCCUACCGGCGUCGUCGCUCCGUCAACCUUGUUGGGCGUUGAACCGACGGUCACCUCGCCCAUCCGGUACUCGCCAAUGUCCCCCGGACCGAUCGAGGCGGAACAGCAGGAAUGGUUAGCGGAUGCGGGAAGCGGUGGAUCUUCCCUUUCACACAGGAGGUCGGGGAGCAGGGCUACAGAACUGGGACGAUGGAGUACCGCCCGAGAGGCCAGGCAGGCGUCACCCUCGAGAGGACUCGCUUCGCCGACGAUACCCACGCUUUACCGGUCGCUCAGUCACGAGAGUCAUCGACCAGGCAGAUCACAGACGUCUGAUGGAGCGGUCGGACACGUAAACAUGUGGGACAGCGUCUGGCCGGAUCCUAGCAGUAAAGCGGUCGAUCCUGUCACGGCCCUACCAGUGUCGCUUUCCGGUAUGGCUAGUCCGUCUUUGACACCGCUUGUGCCCCCGCUCGUCAUGCACGGUAGAUCCAUGUCGGCCUCGAUUCCGAUCACUCCGGGCAAUCCUCAACAUGGCGCCGAUGUGGGCAAGUAUGUCGGUCAAGGUCGACGAGACUCGAAUGCCGCCUUGUUUGGGAGACCGUCGAGCGGAUCCGUGCAAUCCAAGACGGGAUCGCCCGUCUCGCCGCCGGGAAGUCCAAUGACGUCAAUGAAGUCGCCAGCCCGAUCAUUGCCGUCGUACCGGCAUGCCAAAAAGUCGACCGGAUCAAUGAGGUCGAACGCAAGCGUCAACAGUGACCGAGGUGAUUCUCCUUUCAAUGCGCAGGACCUGCCAGCGUUCUCUGCGCCGCGAGGACCUGGUUCACCACGCCAGAUCCCGACCGUCAUGAAUCGAUUUUCCGAGGAGUUCAACCCUCCCAAUCUGGUCUUUACUCAGCCAACGCCGCCCCCAGGCGCGCAUGCGCAUGUUGACGGCAGGGGGGACGACGAAGUGCCUGUGCUGGAACAUCGUGAGCCACACAUUUUGGAAGGUUCCCCACCCUUGGCCUUGCCACCCGCGGUAGCUUCGCCCAACCUUGCGCCAAGUGUGUCGCCUCCCAUCUCUAGCGAUCCCCUCUCCGACGACAAGCCCAGUGGCUCCCAUAUGUCCUUUCCUGCCCCUUCAGGUCGUCCCGUUCCCCCGCCCUUUCGUCGCGCCAUCUCGCACGUCAACGCACCUUCUCCCACGCCGAUGCCCGCGCCGACCUAUCGUGUCCGUUCAUUUAGCGGUUCGUCAUCGCAGUUGACGCGACCCGUCUUGACAUCGCGAAACUCGGGGUCGAGAGGCCAAGCUCUAGGCUCUGGGCCUUCCAGUCCAGCUCUAGCCACGCAACCCAUUUCUCCUCAUCAAGCGCCUGCUCCAGAGCUGGAAAAGGUCGAGCCUCUUGCGAGCCUGCCGUCAAAGCAGUCAUCGCCUCUCCGAAGCUCGCCAUCCGAUUCUGAACCGCACACUGAAUCGCCCCGAAAGACAAGCCCCUCGGCAGAGCAAGGAUCUUCUCCAGAUCAUGUCUCGCCCGCAUCUGACGUCGAUGCAGAUGCUGACCCUUCGUCUACGUCGGAGCACGACGCAUCUCAUGAGCUCGAUCCGUCACGAGAACAAGGAUACUUUCAGGACGAGUCAGCGUUUCAACCCGAGCAUGGCGACGAAGACGAUUCAGCCGUUUUGGACACGCCUCUUCCCGUGCCGCCUAGUGGCAACGACUCGGACGAGGUCAUGGCUGCGCCAACAGACUCGUUGCCUGCCGACGUCGCGUUUGAAGACGAGGGGUUGUUGACGCUGGAGCGUAUAUUCUUGCUCUCUAAGAGCGAGCACGGUUUUCAUAGAGCCUACAUCGCCCGUACCCUGGGGGACCUCCUCGAGGACACCGAUCCUUGUGAAGCGGUCGAAUAUGUCAUUCCGCUGCUGACAGGCCUUGCUCUGGAUGAAGACGAGUCUGUCAAGGAAGCGUUCGCUUCGCAGUUGCACAGGAUCCUCUGGUAUUUCUUCACGGCAUGCGAGCUGGUUGGAGAAGAGGAUGAAAUCGCUGCAAGCGAAGAUCCGACCAAUGACCCUGUCUUUACAGUAACUUCUAAGGGAGUUCGGGCGGUCAGACGCUCCAACACGGCGACCGAUCAACCUGUCAAUUCGAGCGCUUUUCGAGGGACACCAGGAUCCGGUUCGAGCGGUUCUGCCAACUUAUCUAGCGACGGCUCUUCCGGCGGGGUCUCUCUCGAAUCUCGAAAGGCGUCAACCGUGUCCAGCGCGAUGCAGACAAUUCUGACGCCAUCCUCUGCCGGGACACCUUCCUCGGUGGCGACCACGGCUACGAGCGAUUCGGUACACGCCUCAGCUAUGCAAGACAAGGCCAUGUUCACGGACCCUUUCGCCGACAAAACAUCCGAGGCGGACAACGGACCAGUGGUCGAAAGACCCGUUAUUGCAGUUCACGCGUUCACGCCGUUGAUAGGGUCGCUCCUGCUUAGCCAGAACUCUCUGGUUGCGGAUCCGUCUCGCGCCGCAGUGGUGGCCAUUCUCGCCAAGCUCCGCAAAGCGUCCAAUCCGGUACUUGACGAGUGGACAGAGGAACGUCCGGAAGAAGUCAGACUGUCAUACAUGGCUCAAACCGGUUCACAUUCACACGAGUUUCCGAUAUUUUCAGUGGCGGCCAGACGCAUGGUACAAAAGGAAUUGCUAGAGGGCAUCGUGUUCGGUAUCGGACGUCUGGAUGGUGAUGCAUCCCGCAAGGAUAGUCACGGUAGCGACGUACAGGUUCCCCACAAGAUCCAGGAGGAUGCUCACUCCGCCCUGGAAGAUUUGGACCCGGCUGAAGCUGAGGCGGCCUUCUUGAAACAACAACUUGCGCAAGAAGCCAUUCUUGGCCGAGCCAUCUCGAUGAAUCUGAUCGCUUCCAUCAGCGAAUUUCUGCAUCCGCACGAAGUCUCUCGAUAUGACCUCGUUACCGAAGUCGCCAGAACACUCGAUGAUGAGCCGGGCGUCAAGGCCGAAGCUGCCCUUGCCCUAGCAUACCUGGCAAAGCUAGCUCCACAAGACAACCUCGAAUUGAUGCUGUCUAUUUUUGAACACUUUGUGGAAGACGAAACGGAAUCGGUCAGGCAGUCCGCGUGCCUCUGCCUGCCAGCCUUGAGCAAGCGGAUCGAAGACCUUGACGAUCGUCGAUCUUACACGGUUAGGGCCUUUGAGGCGCUCUUGAUGUCGGGCGAUCUGGUCGAGUACACGUUACUCGAGAUCAUCGGAGAGAUUAUCCAUAUCUUCCAGGAUGAUCCGGAGGGUCCGCCGGUUCAGCUGCUUGAAGUCUUUUACUCGCAGGCACCAUUGUCCCAAGACGCGACCGAAGAAGAGCCUGUGAGGGAGUUUGACAAUCUGGACCGGGCCAUUGUUUCAGCCUUCAAUUUGCCCGCCGUGUGUUUGGCUUUGGGAUCGGAAAGGUGGCAAGAACUCCGUCCGACAUAUCGAGCCUUGUGCAAUAUCAACCAUCCACGCAUUGUCGCAAGCCUAUCGGCAUCGAUACACGAGUUGGCCAAGAUCCUCGGACCCGAAAUCACAGCCGCAGACCUCUUGCCAUCCUUUGACGAGUAUCUCGCAGGCAGCGAUGAUGGCAAGACCAAGGUCCUGGCUGGCCUCCCUACAUUCGUCAGCAACCUUCCGCUGGAGCAGAGUAUAUCUGUUCUGGGCGAGCUGUCAACGAUGUGGGAAGCUGGGUCGCUUCCGAACUGGCAUCAUCGUGAAAGCCUGGCAAGUCAUUUCGCCGCGCUUCUGCGACACAUGGCGUCGGAGCAAACGACCCAGCCUGUGCUGGAUCUAGUACGCCUUGGACUCUUUGAUACGUUCCAUGCGAUCCGUGAGGCUACCAUCGCCAAUAUGCCGGCUUGUUACGAAGCCGUCAAGGAUGACAAGGUUUCGCGAGAGCUCGUCUUGGGCCUCAUGCAGGAUCUUGCUGUCAGCGGCAACUUCAAGGCGAGGCGGACCUACAUCGCUUGUAUCCAAGCCUUUGUCCAGCAACAAGCAGACAUUGCUCUCUUUGAGAAGCAUUUCUUAGACGAUCUGGCCGUGCUCUCUGACGAUCUUUUGGACGUCCGAAUCAUGGUCGCCAAAUGCCUCGGUCCGAUUUGCGCUAGAGACGGACUAUACCCCCAUUCACCGCUCAGACCUCUCCGACUCAACGAGAUCAUCGAGCGACUAAGUAACGACGAAUCCAACUAUGUUCGAGACCCAAUCGCCGCGAUCGCUGUCCGUCCACGCAUCCGUCCCGGCGGAGCCUCGGAUGUCUGGAUGACAGGUCCGUACAUCAUGACCCCUGGAAGCUCGGGAAGUCACCCCAGUCGCGGCUCGCCGCAGGACCGCCGUUCGUCGUCCGCCUCGAUGCUCAUCAGAGCGGAUUCUGAGACGACCAUCAAGGCGGCUCAACAGUCUCCUGGUGAGAAGCGCGACGAUUCUGGCACUCAGUCUGCUCCAUCAGAGUUGAUGUAUGUCCCGUGGGAAUCACCGGAUCCAACCCUGAGCGGCUCGCUUCAACGCGUAUCUAUGCAGGAGGCGAAGCGUAUCCUAGGUGUCCAUGCCGAACCUGUCAAGGUCGGUAUGAAAGAUCCGUUCUCAGCGACAUUCGGUCGAGCGGUCGCCGAAGCGCAGUCGGAGGCCAACAGCGACCGGGUCAUCAAAAGGCUUUGAGGUAGCAGCAGCAAACGCCAUCCUCUCGCCAGCGCAAAAGCAUCUCUUUCCAAUCUGGACAAAUCUUUUUCUCACGGGCAUGUGCUUUCUAUCUCAACUGUAUCACCACUACCAACCAGUCUCCCAGGAUCGCAGCAUCGAAUAGUGUAGCAAGCGAACGGAACAGAAGCAAAAGAGGGACCUUUUUUUAUACUGUAGAUCAUAUCGAGAUCCCUACAAGGACCGAUCCGACUGUUACCAUGUAUCUAAUCCAUAUUACAUCUAUGCCUUACGUG
Messenger RNA from Filobasidium floriforme, 6696 nucleotides. RefSeq lists its product as uncharacterized. The coding region runs from base 437 to 6421 and encodes 1994 amino acids. Lineage: Eukaryota; Fungi; Basidiomycota; Tremellomycetes; Filobasidiales; Filobasidiaceae. Gene Ontology annotation, biological process: protein dephosphorylation. The record is from RefSeq and is a predicted model, not a curated record. Gene Ontology annotation, molecular function: protein phosphatase regulator activity. The transcript is spliced from 10 exons.